Molecule: messenger RNA, 11054 nt
Organism: Anolis carolinensis (green anole)
Lineage: Eukaryota; Metazoa; Chordata; Lepidosauria; Squamata; Anolidae
Product: zinc finger protein 506-like
Exons: 5
Coding region: 197-1831 (544 amino acids)
Biological process (GO): regulation of DNA-templated transcription
Source: RefSeq, a predicted model, not a curated record
GUGGGAUGGAGGCGGGGCUUGGCGUUGAUUGGCAUUCCUGCCAUGUGAGUUGUGCCUGGAGGGCGGGGCCACUGCCUGGGUUUCUGAAGCAGAGAGAGAGGAGCUCCAAGGAGGGAGAAGAGGGGGAUUUCUGGCCUCUGUGCCCACUCAGAGAAAACAACCUGGACACUCCUUUCCCUCAAGUUAAAAAUGGUUGAUGUUGGAGCUUAGAUUGAAGAUGGAGGAGCCAAACCCACCCAGCCCUGGAGGAAGAAGAGAGCCCAAGAAAACGUGGGGCAGGAGAAGGGCUGGAUUCCCAGGCAGAAUGGGUCAGGAUGCCCUGGAGGAGAAGGCCUUCAGCACAGACCAUCUGUGCCAACGCUUCCGGCACUGCCGCUAUGAGGAAGCUGAGGGGCCACGAGGAGUUUGCAGCCGCCUCCACUCUCUCUGCCGCCUGUGGCUGAAGCCUGAGGAGCAUACCAAGGCGGAGAUGCUGGACCUGGUGCUCCUGGAGCAGUUCCUGGCCGUCCUUCCUGCGGAGAUGGAGCGCUGGGUGAGGGAAUGUGGGGCAGAGACCAGUUCCCAGGCCGUGGCUUUGGCUGAAGGAUUCCUCCUGAGUCAGGAACAAGAGGAGAAGAGGAGAGAGGACCUUCAGGCCCAGGAGGUCCCAUUGGAGACCAGCCUGCCUGGGUGGAUCGACGUGGAGGGCAGUGGAGAGACCACCUCACUGAGAGAUGGCUCAGAACAAGGCAGUCGCCCGUCUCUCCUUCUUGAUUCGUUGGACUUCUCUUCUGUGCGAACAGAUCAGGUGGACUUUGAAGACGUGGCUGUACAUUUUAGUGAGGAGGAGUGGGCCCUGCUGGAUCUCAACCAAAGGGCUUUGCACACAGAAGUGAUGGAGAAGAAUUAUGGGAUGGUGGCCUCUCUAGGUGUUGGUAGAUGGAAGAGCAAGAACGGAGAGGUGUCAUGCAGAGUGGAGUUGGAAAGGGACAGAUACACAGAAGAGGAGAAGGAGGAGGAGUGGCAUGAAAGAAGAGAAGCAAAAGAGAAGAGCAGUCAACUGGUGGCUGACAUCUGGGAAACAUCAAUCCAUGAGGAGAUAGACAAAGAGCGCAGGAAGUGUGUCAUUUAUCAGAACGGCUUCCAUUGGGCUUCCAACCUUACGAGUGACUCGGAGGAGUACUCCCACCCGUGUCCACAGUGGAGAGAGACCUUCAGGUGGACCCAUCCAGGAACGCCUUCAGGGGGAAACCCAUACACGUGCCAGGAAGUUGGAAGGGCCUUGAGUGGGAAGACCGCCGUUGUGGAUCCCGCAGGAGAGAACCUGUAUCACUGCCUGGAGUGUGGAGUUUCCUUCCGCUACAAGUCCGCUUUCAAGAAACAUUACGUGAUCCACACCUUGGAGAAGCCCUACCAGUGCCAGGAGUGCGGGAAAAGCUUCCGCUGGGGUCCCCACUUGAAGAGGCACCAGUUCAUCCACACGGGAGAGAAGCCGUACCGCUGCCUGGAGUGCGGGAAGUGCUUCAACCAGAAGCGGUACCUCACCGAGCACAAGAAGCUCCACACCGGGGACAAGCCCUUCAAGUGCCCCAAGUGCGGCAAGUGCUUCUACUGGUCCUCGCAGCUCAACCGGCACCAGCUGGUUCACACCGAGGAGAAGCCCUACGAGUGCCUGCAGUGCGGGAAAGGCUUCAUCGAGAAGCGGAACCUCACCACGCACCAAAUGAACCACACCGGGGAGAGACCCUACAUAUGCCUGGAGUGUGGGAAGAGCUACACGCACAAGUCCGUCCUCAGGCGGCACCAGAUGAGUCACACUUUACGACCAACCACAAUAAUGCCUUCGGUAUGAGAUUAAAACUUGAAUAGACACUGCAGUAUUUCACGCAAAUGACAUGAUUUUAUGAAGAACUUAAGAUGCGUUCUCGAAGGCUUUCGUGACCGGGAUCACAGGGUUGUUGUGUGUUUUCCAAGCUAUAUGGCCAUGUUCAAGAAGCAUUCUCUCCUGACAUUUCACCCACAUCUAUGGCAGGCAUCCUCAGAGGUUGUGAGGUUUGUUGGAAACUAGGCCUGCUUUAUAAGUAUUCUGUAACGCUGAUUUGAUACAUCAGGUCUCCUUCUGUUUUCUUACAUGGUUUUACAGGAAACAAUCAGGGCCAGCUAACACCUCCCAACAAAGGAUUCCCCCAAACUGGAACCCUUUGAAGCUGCAAAGCUAUUCAAUGCUAAUCAAGGUGGUCAAUUGCAACAUUCACACUUGCUUCCAACAGACAAGAGUUCUUUCUCCCACCCUAUACAUUAUUCCACAGAUAUAUAAAUACAGUAGAGUCUCACUUACCCAACACUCACCAGAUGAGUCACACAUUACGACCAACCACAAUAAUGCCUUCGGUAUGAGAUUAAAACUUGAAUAGACACUGCAGUAUUUCACGCAGAGGAAGUCAUGCAAAUGACAUGAUUUUAUGAAGAACUUAAGAUGCGUUCUCGAAGGCUUUCAUGACCGGGAUCACAGGGUUGUUGUGUGUUUUCCAAGCUAUAUGGCCAUGUUCAAGAAGCAUUCUCUCCUGACAUUUCACCCACAUCUAUGGCAGGCAUCCUCAGAGGUUGUGAGGUUUGUUGGAAACUAGUAUUCUGUAACGCUGAUUUGAUACAUCAGGUCUCCUUCUGUUUUCUUACAUGGUUUUACAGGAAACAAUCAGGGCCAGCUAACACCUCCCAACAAAGGAUUCCCCCAAACUGGAACCCUUUGAAGCUGCAAAGCUAUUCAAUGCUAAUCAAGGUGGUCAAUUGCAACAUUCACACUUGCUUCCAACAGACAAGAGUUCUUUCUCCCACCCUAGACAUUAUUCCACAGAUAUAUAAAUACAGUAGAGUCUCACUUACCCUUUGAAGCUGCAAAGCUAUUCAGUGCUAAUCAAGGUGGUCAGUUGCAACAUUCACACUUGCUUCCAACAGACAAGAGUUCUUUCUCCCACCCUAGACAUUAUUCCACAGAUAUAUAAAUACAGUAGAGUCUCACUUACCCAACACUCACCAGAUGAGCCACACAUUACGACCAACCACAAUAAUGUCUUCGGUAUGAGAUUAAAACUUGAAUAGACACUGCAAUAUUUCACACAGAAGAACUUAAGAUGCGUUCUCGAAGGCUUUCAUGACCGGGAUCACAGGGUGGUUGUGUGUUUUCCAAGCUAUAUGGCCAUGUUCAAGAAGCAUUCCCUCCUGAUGUUUCGCCCACAUCUAUGGCAGGCAUCCUCAGAGGUUGUGAGGUAUAAGGUUGUGAGGUAUACCUCACAACCUCUGAGGAUGCGUGCCAUAGAUGUGGGUAAAACAUCAGGAGAGAAAAUUUCUGGAACAUGGCCAUACAGCCCGGAAAACACAGAACAACCUUACUCAACAAGCUCUGUAUACCAUUAACACUUUUCCAAAGGAGGAAGGGACCUUAGCAUCCAUUUUUUGUGGCUUUUUAUCAGUAAGUUUAAGGCAGACACCACUAUGGAAAACCAUCUGGCCUUUUCCUUCUCCACACUUUCUGCUUGUAUAUGAUAACUGAGAUGGAGAAUGAAAAAAAAAUCAUAUUUCCACCUUCAUUCAAUGGGACAUUUGAGGUUCUCCUAUUCUGCCCUUUACAUUGACAAUUUCCAUAAUAGGUGAGUCUGACAGAGAUUUUUUUAAUUGUGUCAGAAGCGACUUGCAAGUCGCUUCUGGUGUGAGAGAAUUGGCUGUCUACAGAGAGACGUUACCCAGGGGACGCUGGAUGUGUUACUGGGAGGCUUCUCUCAUGUCCAAGCUAUAUGGCCAUGUUCAAGAAGCAUUCUCUCCUGACAUUUCACCCACAUCUAUGGCAGGCAUCCUCAGAGGUUGUGAGGUUUGUUGGAAACUAGGCCUGCUUUAUAACUAUUCUGUAACGCUGAUUUAAUAAUAAUAAUAAUGAUAAUAAUAAUAAUAACUUUAUUUUUAUACCACGCCCCAUCUCCCCGAAGGGACUCGGGGCGGCUUACAAACAAAUAACAGUAACAAAGCAAUAAAACAAUUAUCCCAGUAAAAACAUCAACAUCAAUAAAAACAAUCAUUAAAAUCCAACAAGCAGGAUACAGGGUUAAAAACAGGAGACUAAUUUGUAGAUCCCAGGCAAAGUGCAGAGUGUUACGAAAUGGGAAAAGGAGAGGGUUUGAUACAUCAGGUCUCCUGUUUUCUUACGUGGUUUUACAGGAAACAAUCAGGGCCAGCUAACACCUCCCAACAAAGGAUUCCCCCAAACUGGAACCCUUUGAAGCUGCAAAGCUAUUCAGUGCUAAUCAAGGUGGUCAAUUGCAACAUUCACACUUGCUUCCAACAGACAAGAGUUCUUUCUCCCACCCUAGACAUUAUUCCACAGAUAUAUAAAUACAGUAGAGUCUCACUUACCCAACACUCACCAGAUGAGUCACACGUUACGACCAACCACAAUAAUGUCUUCGGUAUGAGAUUAAAACUUGAAUAGACAGAGCAGUAUUUCACGUAGAGGAGAAGUCAUGCAAAUGUCAUGCUUUUAUGAAGAACUUAAGAUGUGUUUUCGAAGGCUUUCAUGCCCGGGAUCACAGGGUUGUUGUGUGUUUUCCAAGUUGUAUGGCCAUGUUCCAGAAGCAUUCUCUCCUUUUUUUUCAUAUAAUUUUUAUUCAGAAUUUUUACAAAUAGAUUACAUAAUAAACAAAACAAUUUGGAAAGGAAAAUACAAAAUAGGGUAUUGGGGUAAAAAUAAAAAGUAAUUAUUUCGUGUCAAAAGCAUUGUACAACAAAUACAUUUCAAAUAAUGGAAAUAAAAAAGAAAUCACAAGCAACUAAAUAGUUUUGGACCAAAAGCGGGCAACAGCAACCGCAUUGUCUGUAGCUUUAAACAACUCCUCCGUACAUGAGGCAGGACAUUGUGGGCAAGCAUACAUAUGCGGAGUUGUUUGUUCAGCUCCACAGUCACACAAGGUGGAGGAUUCCUCCAGAUAGUGCCACCUUGCCAAGUUGUCUUUUGAUCUGACCACUCCACUUCUGUUCAGGGACUUCCAAGUUGCCCGUUCUUGGUUUGCCCCGGGAGGAAGACCCUCUUGGGGGGCCAUCCAGUUGGAAUUGCCAUGUUUAGCUGCCCAGAGGGACACCCUUGCUGUUGCUGGGGGGACAUCAAGAGGAGUGGUGGUUCUCAUGAAGCCCUUCUUUGAUUUGAGUCUGGUGGGAGGAGGCUGAUAGUCAUGCAGUGGGUGGCUUUCACAAUGUUCGACCUUAUUUCUCUCACCGUUAGCAGCAACUUCCCGUCGCACGUCAGGAGGAGCAAUGGCAGCUAACUUGUAGAGUUUAUCAACAGGUGUAGGUUUAAGGCAUCCCGUGAUGAUUCUGCAUGUUUCAUUCAGUGCUAUGUCCACCUGCUUUGCAUGUGCAGACUUGUGCCAGACAGGACAGGCAUACUCUGCAGUUGAGAAAGACAAGGCCAGGGCUGAUGUUCUUACUACUUGUGGGUCUGCUCCCCAUGCGCUGCCAGUCAGUUUCCGCAGGAUGUUAUUGCGUGCAGCUACUUUGUGCUUGGUGUUCAUGCAGUGUUUCCUAUGUGUUAGUGUUCGGUCUAAGGUGACACCAAGGUAUUUAGGAUGGAAACAGUGUUCGAGCUCUUGGCCUUCCCAAGUCACUUUCAGUUUCCUGUUGGCUUCGCGGUUACGUAGGUGGAAAACACACACUUGUGUCUUGGAAGGGUUGGGCUUCAGGUGGUUCUCUUUGUAGUAGCUGGAGAGAUCUUUCAAGGCAUUGGUGAGUUGCUUUUCAACUGUUUCAAAAUCUUUUGCUUGUGUUGUGAGGCCAAGGUCAUCAGCAUAUAUAAAGCUCUUUGUGAGUGGUGGUUGUGGCUGAUCGUUCGUGAAGAUGUUAAAUAAGGCCGGUGCAAGAACGCUGCCUUGGGGUAAACCAUUCUUUUGCCUCCUCCAUCUGCUUUUCUGGCCCUGAAACUCCACAUAGAAGCUGCGGUUUUCUAAGAGGGUCUGGACAGUUUUUGUAAAGUCAAAGUCCCGGGGGAUAUGGUAGACUUUAUGCAGCUUUUUUUCUGUGUUGCACCGUGUCAUAGGCUGCCGUAAGGUCCACAAAGACUGUUCCCGUGAUGCAGCCUUUCUCAUAGCCUUCCUCGAUAUGUUCAGUCAGAUGAAGAAUUUGACCUGUACAGUUUUUCCCUGGUCUGAAACCUGCUUGUUGUGCAAUAAGCUUGGGUUCGAUAACAGGUCCUAGUCGAUUUAAUAGCAUCCUCUCAUAGACUUUAUAUAGAUGACAUAAGAGGGAGAUUGGUCGGUAGUUCCUGGCAUUGGAGGCAUCUUUACCAGGUUUUAAGAUGGCAAUUAUCUUAGUUUUCCUCCAUGCUGUGGGAGUCUGUUUGUGUGCCAGGCAUUGAUUGUAGAAUUUCAAAAGCCAGUUUUCAGCUUUGGCCCCCAAGUGCUUGAUUUGCUCCAUCAUCAGGUCAUCUAGGCCAGGUGCUUUACCAGUCUUACAUCGGAAAAUACAAAAUAGGGUAUUAGGGUAAAAAUUAAAAGUCUAGUUUAAAGGAAUAAUUUAAAGGAAUAAACAAGAAGAAGAAGAAAAGAAAAGAAAUUAAAAAAGUAAUUUUUAAUAAAUAAAAAAAAAGAAAAAAAACCCCUCCAAAUUGGAAAGGAAAAUACGAAAUAGAGUAUUAGGGUAAAAAUAAAAAGUCUGGUUUGAAGGAAUAAUCCAGAAGAAGAAGAAAAGAAAAGAAAGAAAAAAAGUAAUUUUUAAUUUUAAAAAAGGGAAAAAAAACCCUCCAAAAUGGAAAGGAAAAUACAAAAUAGGGUAUUGGGGUAAAAAUAAAAAGUCUAGUUUGAAGGAAUAAUCAAGAAGAAGAUGAAAAGAAAGAAAAAAGUAAUUUUUAAUAAAAAAAAGAAGAAGAAGAAGAACCUCCAAAAUAGAAAGGAAAAUACAAAAUAGGGUAUUAGGGUAAAAAUAAAAAGUCUAGUUUAAAGGAAUAAACAAGAAGAAGAAGAAAAGAAAAAGAAAAAAAGCAAUUUUUAAUAAAAGAAAAAACCCCUCCAAAUUGGAAAGGAAAAUACAAAAUAGGGUAUUAGGGUAAAAAUAAAAAGUCUAGUUUAAAGGAAUAAACAAGAAGAAAAGAAAGAAAAAAGUAAUUUUUAAUAAUAAAAAGAAGAAAAACCUCCAAAUUGGAAAGGAAAAUACAAAAUAGGGUAUUAGGGUAAAAAUAAAAAGUCUAGUUUAAAGGAAUAAAGAAGAAGAAGAAAAGAAAAGGAAGGAAAAAAGUAAUUUUUAAUUUAAAAAAAGGGGGAAAAAAACCUCCAAAUUGGAAAGGAAAAUACGAAAUAGGGUAUUAGGGUAAAAAUAAAAAGUCUAGUUUAAAGGAAUAAACAAGAAGAAGAAGAAAAGAAAAGGAAGGAAAAAAGUAAUUUUUAAUUUAAAAAAAGGGGAAAAAAACCCUCCAAAUUGGAAAGGAAAAUACGAAAUAGGGUAUUAGGGUAAAAAUAAAACGUUAUUCAUAACACAACCAAUUCCAUAAACAGUAGAGUCUCACUUAUCCAUGACUUGCUUAUCCAAGGUUCUGGAUUAUCCAAGCCAUUUUUUUAGUCAAUGUUUUCAAUAUAUCAUAUUUUGGUUUUAAAUUCAUAAAUACAGUAAUUGCAACAUAACAUUACAACUGCGUAUUGCACUACUUUUUCUUCAAAUUUGUUGAUGUGUAAUAGGCUUUUCCUUAAUCCCUCCUUAUUAUCCAACAUAUUCACUUAUCCAACGUUCUGCCGGCCCGUUUAUGUUGGAUAAGUGAGACUCUACUGUAAACCCCACUUGCCUAGUUUCCAACUGACCUCAUAAUCUCUGAGGAGGCCUGCCAUAGAUGUGGGCGAAACGUCAGGAGAGAAUGCUUCUCGAACAUGGCCAUACAGCCUGGAAAACACACAACAACGCAACUUAAGAUGUGCUUAGUGCAGAAUGAAUCACAGGCUGAUGUGAUGUAGCUGUGUUUUUCACUAUUUCUUUAUUGGUUUUAUACCUUAUCUGUUGUUUAGAAAAUUCAAUGAAAUUUGUAAACAUCUUUUUAUACCAAUAACGUGGACCUCAAGGUAUCUGACCUGGGAGAGUGAUAUUUUUCCUUCCUGUGUACCCAAAAUUGUUACCAUAUUUGUGUCCGUAGGCUAUAACUUUUUCUUUUUUUCCCUGGAAACUUGCUAUGCACCAUUACUGGUGUAAACCAGAUUUCAAAUCCAUGGGCUGAGUGUGGCUUACCGUGUUAUUUUAUGUGGCCCUCCAGAAAGAAUCAUAGAGUUGGAAGAGACCUUGUGGCCUUCCAGAAAGAAUCAUAGAGUUGGAAGAGACCUUGUGGCCCUCCAGAAAGAAUCAUAGAGUUGGAAGAGACCUUGUGGCCCUCCAGAAAGAAUCAUAGAGUUGGAAGAGACCUUGUGGCCCUCCAGAAAGAAUCAUAGAGUUGGAAGAGACCUUGUGGCCCUCCAGAAAGAAUCAUAGAGUUGGAAGAGACCUUGUGGCCCUCCAGAAAGAAUCAUAGAGUUGGAAGAGACCUUGUGGCCCUCCAGAAAGAAUCAUAGAGUUGGAAGAGACCUUGUGGCCCUCCAGAAAGAAUCAUAGAGUUGGAAGAGACCUUGUGGCCCUCCAGAAAGAAUCAUAGAGUUGGAAGAGACCUUGUGGCCUUCCAGAAAGAAUCAUAGAGUUGGAAGAGACCUUGUGGCCCUCCAGAAAGAAUCAUAGAGUUGGAAGAGACCUUGUGGCCCUCCAGAAAGAAUCAUAGAGUUGGAAGAGACCUUGUGGCCCUCCAGAAAGAAUCAUAGAGUUGGAAGAGACCUUGUGGCCCUCCAGAAAGAAUCAUAGAGUUGGAAGAGACCUUGUGGCCCUCCAGAAAGAAUCGUAGAGUUGGAAGAGACCUUGUGGCCCUCCAGAAAGAAUCAUAGAGUUGGAAGAGACCUUGUGGCCCUCCAGAAAGAAUCAUAGAGUUGGAAGAGACCUUGUGGCCCUCCAGAAAGAAUCAUAGAGUUGGAAGAGACCUUGUGGCCCUCCAGAAAGAAACGUAGAGUUGGAAAAGUUGGUCCAACCCCAUUCUGCCAAGAAGCAUGUACUACUGAAAGGACAUUUAAUGCUAAUCAAACUGGCCAAUUUCAACAUUCACACUUGCCUUAAGCAGAUGAGGUCUUUCUCCCACCCUGGACAUCAUUCCACAGAUAUAUAAACCCAGCUUGACUGGUUUCCAACAGACCUCACAACCUCUGAGGAUGCCUGCCAUAGAUGUGGGCAAAAGAUCAGGAGAAAAAUCUUCGGGAACAUGGCCAUACAGCCCAGAAAUCUCAUAGCAACCCUAUGACAUGGCUGUUUUGGAAGUGGCUGAGCUAAUCACGACCGUUGUUUUGUGACUGCACUUUUUUGACAUUUCCUGCCUAUUCCAAAAUGUGCCGAUUUGCCCAAAUUAUGUGGUCACUUUUGAGAUGUAAGCACAACGUGUGGCAAGACUUUUAAGGCCAGAAAAAAAGCUUUACUCUCAUGGAAGAAAGCCUACGGGGGACAUUUAUCUGUGUGACAUGCUAAAUACGUGGCCCAUGGGAAGGGAUUUGAUCCCUUUUCAGAUUCCUGAAGAACAUGGGAUUUGUCUCUGUGCCCCACUGUUUAUUUAGAAAUGAAGAAUAAAGAAAGGAUGAGGAAAUGUCACCUUCCCAUCAAAUACAGCAAGCAUUUGCCGGCAAAGUUAAGUGUUCUGAAAGAACAUCUGGCCUAAAUCCAUCUGUCAGUCCCAAGUAGACAAAAUAUACUGUAAGGUGGGUAAGAAAUACAAUUAUUAUUAUCAUUAUUAUUACUGGGUUGCUUGAGUUUUCCUGGCUAUAUGGCCUUGUUCCAGAAGCAUUCUCUCCUGACAUUUCACCCACAUCUAUGGCAGGCAUCCUCAGUAGCAAGGUUGUGAGGUCUGUUGGAAACUAGGCAAAUGGGGUUUAUGUCAGCGUGGAGUUCAGGGUGCGUGCUGGAUGGAUUUCUUCAAACUCCAUCAAUCAUCUUCUCCAGCACCCUGAUGAAUUGGUUGCAAUCGUCUGCCUCACCAAUUCCUCUUUUCAAUGUCAGACUCGAAGACAUCCGUAGUCUGAAGUCCAAACAUUUAUUCAAUAUCUAUAAUACAUAUUUACAAAGCAUAGCAAAAGCCAUCGCUUUGAGCUGGCAUUCUUCUAUAGCCUCUUGCUUCGGCAAGCACCAGCUCAACACACACAGAGAUAAGAAAGCACAUUCCUCAGUCUGAAGAAAGUUCCGACCUCCAAAGGCCAGAAAUCAUGCCUGAUAGGUCAUAGCAGGCUGUCAGUCAAAACUAGCCUGCUGUUAACUGUUUCAUUGCUGAAACACGCACUCUUGCACAACAGCAGAAAACACUUGACUUACAUUUCAUACACAUAUAACCAUAAUCCAACAGUUUAUAUAUCUAGUUUCCAACAGAACUCACAACCUCUGAGGUUGCCUGCCAUAGUUGUGGCUGAAACAUCAGGAGAGAAUGCUUCGGGAACAUGGCCAUACAGCCCUGAAAACUCGCAGCAACUCAGUGAUUCCAGCCAUGAAAGCCUUUGACAACAUAAUUAUUACUACUAUUAAAUGAACUGUUGAAUAGAAAUUCAACAUCUACAUAAAUCCAAAUAAUUCAGUAUAUGUGUCUGCAUCAGAACAAGUGCUUAAAUUUUGGACCCAGAAUUUCAAAGGUCUCGGGGAGAUGGUCCAUAUUUACUAAAUGACAAGAUUCCUAAUCCUAUCUCGGGCUGAUAAUCACUCGUUAUUUAUAUCUAUUGUUUUCUUGUUUUUCUCCAGUUUGGUGAGCUAACUUCCCCUCCUUUUGUAUACCUUUUCCACCCCCAAACUUUGCUGCUGGUACCCGUUUUGCAUUUUAGUUCUGCGUUCCUACUUUGCUUCUUGACUUUCACAAGAAAUGACAGAUAUUUGACACUUGGGUUCUAUUUCUAGCCUCUUGCUGACAUUGCGAUAUAGGAAGAACUAGCUGAAGUCUUCCCGGUGCUGCCCAAAUGUUAUUUUUUAAAUGUAUAGGCCAAUUUUCACAGUAUUAAAGGAUAGUUUUUUUGCCAGUC